This is a messenger RNA of Botrytis cinerea B05.10, 1892 nucleotides long. It is a transcript of the gene Bcshe9, whose product is annotated as Bcshe9. The record is from RefSeq and is a predicted model, not a curated record. The transcript has a single exon. NCBI's taxonomy places the organism in Eukaryota, Fungi, Ascomycota, Leotiomycetes, Helotiales, Sclerotiniaceae. Gene Ontology annotation, cellular component: mitochondrial inner membrane. Bases 333 to 1733 code for a protein of 466 amino acids. Gene Ontology annotation, biological process: inner mitochondrial membrane organization.
GUAAAAAGUAUAAUUAUACCCCGAGUUUGCCCCUCAUCAGCCAUCCAACCCAUGAAAAUCACUCUGCAUCAUCAUAAAAGCGGUGAAGGAAUGCACUGAAGGAACCCAAAAGGCCCCGAACAUUUUACUUACAGGGCGAACAGGGCGAACAGGGCGAACAGGGUUAUUGAAGCCCACAACACCAUCCGUCAAUUGGGUCAGAGACUCAGAGCUCCACUGGAGAGGGAAUCUUGACCGAACAUUCUCUUCUCUCACUGCUUGUAAGGGAAAAGGUCAAGGAAAGAGAGAACCGUCCUCACCAAGAAAAAGAGGAAAGUCAAUUGUCAAUUGCAAUGCAACCGUUGGCAAGGCUCGUUCCUCGGUUUGCAAUCGACUCAGGUUCAGUCUCCAUAUCGAGAACUUUACGAAUCUCUCCUCGACCGUCUGUCAAAUCGUCAAUCUGUCUACAAUGUAGAAUCGGUCCUCCUAGUCUGCGGCGACAUUUCGCAGAUGACCAAAGACCUAUAAUAGAACCGCCUCCUCAUCUUCGACCCAAGGUUACACCUCCUCCUGAAGAACCUAAACCCCAAGUCGAGGAAAAGCCUACACCUGCUCCAGAGUCCAGCAAACAAGAUGUCUCUCCCUCUCCCAAACCCGAAAAAGAUGGAGAGCUUCCUUCUACCCUCGAAAGCCGACGCCUGGCAGUCACAAAGAAACUAUCCCACCUCAUGGAUCAUAUGCAGGGCAAUAUAUUCAUAGCGUCUCAACGAAUCAACGACCUCACAGGCUACUCCGGCAUUGAAGCCCUCAAGAACAAAAUCACCGAUCUCGAAACCCAAGUUGCCAAUUCCAAAGACCUAGUCCAAAGUACUCGACUACACUACAAAACCACCGUCGCAGAUCGUGCUUCUUCUCAACGUGAGGUUACAACUUUACUAGCAAGGAAAGAUACAUGGACACCUGCCGAUCUCGAGCGUUUCACACAUCUGUACCGCAUGGAUCAUACCAACGAACAAGCAGUUCAAGAAGCAGCUACUCGACUCGCAGAUGCAGAACGCGAAGCUGAGAAAGCAGCCGGGGAACUGAGUAGUAGUAUAUUAUCACGAUAUCACGAGGAACAGAUUUGGAGUGACAAGAUUCGAAGAAUGAGUACAUGGGGAACAUGGGGAUUAAUGGGAGUCAACGUGCUGUUAUUCUUGGUAUUCCAAUUUGGAUUUGAACCAUGGAGAAGGAGAAGAUUGGUUGCGGGAUUCGAAGACAAAGUUAGAGAGGCAUUAGAGAAACAGAAGACCUUUACCAUGUCGACAGCUAUUCGCGGUGCUGAAGUUGGUGGAGGAGAGGGCUCAGAAGUCAGCUUGGACGAGAUUGUCGCAUCCGGUAUCCAAGAAUUGGAAGCAGAAACCGGAGGAAAGGCCCUGGAUGAACCGGCGGUUGAAGCAGUGGCUGCUGUGAUGGAAGGUGAAGUAUCACAUCACGAAUCAAAUAACGAGCCAGCCCCAGAAAUCGGCGAAGCAGCAGCAGCAAUGGAUACUGCAGAAUUAAGCAUACCAUAUUCCAAACCCGCAUUCGAUUAUCGAAACAUAGAAUCGUGGAAAGAAAAAAUGGAAGCCGGGAAAGCUGCGGCAAUAGAUUUAUGGAGUACGCAACAAAUUUCGAUACCAAAAAGAGAUAUCACGAUCAUAGCAUUAGAAAGUGCCGCUGGGGGAGCAGUGCUUGUAGGAGCCAUCUUCACUCUUAUUAUACGUCGUUCAUAGAUUCCGCAUCAGAUGAUCGAGAAGAAAUAUGAGGGAAUUGUACAAAUUAUCGCAUCUUGUUAGAUUUUUUGUACAUUAUCAUAUGCAUUUGUGCUAGCGAUAUAAAGGAUAUAUAGCAUGUUGGCGAAAGAGCCAGUAACUCAAUUUUGAUACCUCUUA